Messenger RNA from Toxotes jaculatrix (banded archerfish), 1244 nucleotides. RefSeq names its product mitochondrial ribosomal protein S36 (gene kgd4). The record is from RefSeq and is a predicted model, not a curated record. Gene Ontology annotation, biological process: 2-oxoglutarate metabolic process. The coding region runs from base 363 to 635 and encodes 90 amino acids. The transcript is spliced from 5 exons. Lineage: Eukaryota; Metazoa; Chordata; Actinopteri; Toxotidae.
UAUUUGUCUUUACCUAGCGCAGUUGUUCUGUAUUGACAUUUUCAGUUCUUACACAGACAUUAUUCUUGCCAUUUAUUUUCUUUGAGGGGAAUAAAACUCCCUGGAGCCUUGCCUGACCUCGACUAGUUUUGCUUCGUAGCGGAUUAAGGUCUUUUAUUUGUCUAUUUUUGUGUGUCCUCUGUUAAUGACAGGAGGCUAACAACCUAACAACCUGGGGGGGCGGAUUACGCUGUAGUAUGGCCUGAGAUUUGACCUAGCGGGACAGUCACUGGGACAGCACAUUCAUCGGCUGCUAGCCUUUAUCACCAAGAGAGCAACUACAGGGAGGCUUUUCAUACCGGAAGUAAACCUUCGAGGUCGUCAUGGGGAGCAAAGUCAGCUCCAAAAUGGCAGCUCCAGCCGCCCGAGUUAUUCAGGUUGUACGGCCUCAUGCUCCUUUGAUCAAGUUCCCCAACAGACAAGGGAUCCCAAAGCCAAACGCACCGCCUCCGUUAUCAAGAGCUCAUAUACCUUUGACCCCAGUCCCUGGCACGCCAGACACCCUGGCCUCUAUUCAGCUACUUCCUGCAAGGUACCGCAGGAGACCGGUGACAGUGGAAGAAAUGGACUACAUCCAGCGUGGUGGACCAGAGUGACAUGAAGCAACCAAAGUCCUUAUCUGUUGAAGAUCAGUAUGUGUCUUUAAUUCUGUUCCUCAGCACAAGAGAACCUAAUGCCACAUGAGACAUGAUGUAGAAUAAAGUAUUACAUAAAUCCUGUUAAAAUGUAUAUAUGUUUAUUUUCUAGAUGUUAAAUCUUAAUUGUAUGUUACUUUCAUACUAAGGGACAUCUUGUUUUUCACACAGUGAAGCUAAAAACAUCGCUUCUUGGUUUUCCUUAUUUACUGUACUUGCACCACGACUAUUCAUUAGAGAGUUCUUGUUAAACCUUGGUUUUAACAUUAUGCCACCUCAAAUCAACAUUUAUUCUGAUCUUUCAUUUUGUCAUAUAGUUGUUUUGAGCUUCACUUACAAUACCACCACACCCAAAUCCAACCACAAGGCUCUGGUACAUAGUGAAGAAAAAUACUGGAAGGUUCCUUUGCUGUUCAUGCCUUUCACUACAAUAAACUGACUGAUCUGUUUUAUAGAGCUGAACAAGGCUGAAGAGAUGCUGGAUGUCACGUUGCAAUAGCACUGAGUGAAAUGGUGUUGACUUCAUGUGAAGUACUGGAUUGAAAUGAUUAAAAGAUUAUUGUAUUUUGA